Phialemonium atrogriseum is the source of this 1075-nucleotide messenger RNA. Its product is annotated as RmlC-like cupin. Bases 308 to 790 code for a protein of 160 amino acids. The record is from RefSeq and is a predicted model, not a curated record. NCBI's taxonomy places the organism in Eukaryota, Fungi, Ascomycota, Sordariomycetes, Cephalothecales, Cephalothecaceae. The transcript is spliced from 4 exons.
GUCGCCUUUAGCCAGCGAAGGAUGAACGGGGCAGUACGAACCAUGUAUAAACGAUCACUCAUAAACCGGAGCGGUUCCGGGAAUUGCAGCCGUCCAAUCGGUUGUAAGCCCGGUAGGUGUGUGUAUAAUUCUAGAAGAAUAUUAUACCAGAGGUGUAAUUACCUGCGAGGCUGUGACAGAGGUAGCACAAUUACCGGCAGCAUGGCUGGAGGCUGAAGGUGUCAACCUUCCCCGGACCUCCGACAAGCGUGGUGGCAAACUUCCCUACAACGUCAACCGGCGAGGAGAAUCAGUUACCAUCGCCAAAAUGCCAAUUCGCGGCCCCGUUUCAGUCAAGCAUUAUAAAAAGGAGACAGCCGAGGUUAUCAAGCUCGGCCCGCUGUUGUGCUAUAUUUUUGAAGACGGCAGCAACACCGAUAACCGCGUGGGAUGUGUGACCAUUGAGCUGCCCAAGGGCGCAAGCGGCCCACCGAUGCACUGGCACCGUUUCCACGAUGAAUGCUUCCUGGUGACCAAAGGCACUGUCAGAUUCGAGACUCCGGAUGGAAAUGUUGACGCUUCGGCGGGGGAACUCAUGGUCGUGCCCCCGAGGGCCGUCCACACGUUCAAGAACCCGUCUGACGAGGAGGAUGCUGAGUUCUUCAUGACCGCCACGCCCGGAUAUUACAUCGACUAUUUCCGUAUGCUAGCGAAGGGAACCGAGGAUGGAAAGAAACUUACUGCAAACGACUCUCAGCAUCUAAUGGCACUUUUCGGGACCUUCCCACCCGGCGUCGAGUCGGAACCAUAAACUUGCAUUUGACCAAUUCUGAUGAUAUUGGCAUACAAUAAAAAGAUCAUCCAACAGCCCUGCCCAAAUAGUGACAAUGGUUUGACCGUGUCUCCCACAAAGGUAUCUUUCUUGCUUGCCCCCACAGCCCGAUGACACCUGCGAAUCAUAGAAUGCUAGAUCGCAGUUGCUUGUCGCGCUCGUUCUUGCAAUCUCACAAUGGUUGAGACUCAAGCCGCCUUCCCGCUGAGUCUCCCUGACCGCCUUCCGCCCCCACCGCCGUUUGGCUGUUGAAGAGUAUCUGGC